Molecule: messenger RNA, 1332 nt
Organism: Dreissena polymorpha
Lineage: Eukaryota; Metazoa; Mollusca; Bivalvia; Myida; Dreissenidae
Product: mucin-5AC-like
Exons: 4
Source: RefSeq, a predicted model, not a curated record
ACCCAGGCGUCCACAACGCAGGCGCCCACAACCAGUCAGGCGCCCACAACAACUCAGGCACCCACAACAACUCAGGCACCCACAACAACUCAGGCGCCCACAACAACUCAGGCGCCCACAACAACUCAGGCGCCCACAACAACUCAGGCGCCCACAACAACUCAGGCGCCAACAAACAGUCAAGCGCCCACAAGCAGUCAGGCGCCCACAACAACUCAGGCGCCAAUAACAAAUCAGGCGCCAAACAACACUCAGGCGCAAACGGUAACCCAGGCACAAAAUACAACCAUUUUGCCACCAACCACUCAAUUGAACAACCAAUCUACUGAAAAUCAGACUUUUACUGAGGUGUCAAUUACAACUGUGCCAACAACAGCACAAGAAAACAGUACAGUAACCUCUACGGAUAUUUCUGGUCAGCGAGGCAGUCUCAUAUCAGAUGAAGAGCUUGCCAUCAUCCUCGUGGGCAUUGUCGCCGGUUUGAUUUUCAUAUUUACCCUGGUUGCUCUGGUUUCGUGGUGUAUACGUGCGAGCAGAAAUGACUAUUGGCGCCACCAGAAGCGCCAUCGACGCCAUGCAAAGCAUAAUGGGAACCACAUCGAGUACGACAACGACGCUUACGUGGACCCUUCAAACAGCAUCUACGUGCCGUAUGCAGGCCCGCCGACGUUCACUUCCGGGAUCAACACGUCGGCGUCAGCCGCCUCGGAACCCUACCGAGUCAUAACAGCGUUCUCGAGUCAGCCAUGCACACCGUACAUGUUCAACCAAAGGACCGGUGAAUAUGAACAAGGAGACCACCGUAGACCGUACCAUUCUCUCGAUUACGUGACCUCAUCAGACGAGUCCGUGGAUUGGUACAGAUCGGCAGCCACAACAAACCAGGCGCCCACAACAACCCAGGCAGCCACAACAAACCAGGCGCCCACAACAACCAAGGCGCCCACAACAACCCAGGCAUCCACAACAACUCAGGCACCCACAAUAACCCAGGUACCCACAACAACCCAGGAACCCACAAUAACCAAGGCGCCAGCAACAACCCAGGCAUCCACAACAACCCAGGCAUCCACAACAACCCAGGCGCCCACAACAACCCAGGCACCCACAACAACCCAAGCAUCCACAACAACAAAGGUGCCCACAACAACCCAGGCAUCCACAACAACUCAGGCGCCCAAAACAACCCAGGCAUCCACAACAACCCAGGCACCCACAACAACCAAGGCGCCCACAACAACCCAGGUAUCCACAACAACCCAGGUACCCACAACAACCCAGGCAGUCACAACAACCCCGGCAUUGACAACAACCAAUGCUUUACCCAAAUAA